UGUGUACUGAACGGAAGCCGCCAUAGGCCAAUUUCAAUCGGCGUGCUCAUUUGAACAAGUGGAACCGCUACGAAGCACGGGAGGAGAGCGGCCCAGUAGUGAUCAUUCAACUUCCAAGUCAACAUUGAUGGAGUGGCAGCCAGAUGAGCAGGGACUCCAGCAGGUCCUCCAGCUGCUCAAAGACUCCCAGUCGCCCAACACAGUCACACAGAGAGCUGUCCAACAAAAACUUGAACAACUCAACCAAUUCCCCGACUUCAACAACUAUCUCAUCUUUGUGCUCACAAGACUCAAAACUGAAGAUGAGCCGACCCGCUCCCUGAGUGGUCUGAUACUGAAGAACAAUGUGAAGGCCCACUACCAGAACUUCCCUCCAGCUGUGGCUGACUUCAUCAAGCAGGAAUGCCUCAACAACAUCGGCGAUCCGUCGCCGCUCAUCCGUGCCACCAUCGGCAUCCUGAUCACUACCAUCGCCUCCAAAGGAGAGCUGCAAACAUGGCCUGAGCUGCUGCCUCAGCUCUGCAACCUGCUCAACUCAGAGGACUACAACACUUGCGAGGGCUCGUUUGGUGCACUGCAGAAGAUCUGUGAGGACUCGUCGGAGCUGCUGGACAGCGACGCUCUGAAUAGACCCCUCAACAUUAUGAUACCUAAGUUCCUUCAGUUCUUCAAGCAUUGCAGCCCCAAGAUUAGGUCUCAUGCUAUCGCCUGUGUGAACCAGUUCAUCAUCGGCAGAGCUCAGGCCCUGAUGGACAACAUCGACACCUUCAUAGAGAGCCUGUUUGCGCUGGCAGCAGAUGAGGACUCUGAGGUAAGAAAGAAUGUGUGCCGAGCGCUGGUGAUGCUGCUGGAAGUCCGCAUCGACCGCCUCAUCCCCCACAUGCACAGCAUCAUCCAGUACAUGCUGCAGCGGACCCAGGACCCUGAUGAGAACGUGGCUCUGGAGGCCUGUGAGUUCUGGUUGACUCUAGCAGAGCAGCCCAUCUGUAAAGAGAUGCUGUCGGGACACCUGGUGCAACUGAUCCCUAUAUUAGUCAAUGGGAUGAAGUACUCUGAGAUAGACAUCAUACUACUGAAGGGUGAUGUGGAGGAGGACGAGGCGGUACCAGACAGCGAUCAGGACAUCAAGCCCCGCUUCCACAAGUCACGCACCGUCACCUUACAGCACGAAGGAGGCGAAGGAGAGGAGGGCGAGGACAUCGAAGAGGACGACGACGACGAUGACGACACGCUGUCUGACUGGAACCUGCGAAAAUGUUCGGCAGCGGCCCUGGACGUCCUCGCCAACGUGUUCCGCGAUGAUUUGCUCCCCCACCUCCUGCCGCUCCUGAAGGGCCUCCUCUUCCAUCCAGACUGGGUCAUCAAGGAGUCCGGCAUCCUGGUGCUGGGGGCCAUCGCUGAGGGCUGCAUGCAGGGGAUGGUGCCCUACCUGCCGGAGCUGAUCCCUCACCUCAUCCAGUGUCUGUGUGAUAAGAAGGCCCUGGUUCGCUCCAUCGCCUGCUGGACCUUGAGCCGCUAUGCACACUGGGUGGUCUCCCAGCCCCCCGACUCCUACCUCAAACCCCUCAUGACGGAGCUCCUGAAGCGCAUCCUGGACAGCAACAAGCGGGUGCAGGAGGCGGCCUGCAGUGCGUUUGCCACCCUGGAGGAGGAGGCGUGCACAGAGCUGGUGCCCUACCUGAGCUUCAUCCUGGACACGCUGGUCUUUGCCUUUGGGAAGUACCAGCAUAAGAACCUGCUCAUCCUGUAUGAUGCCAUAGGAACCCUGGCAGAUUCAGUGGGCCACCACCUCAAUCAGCCGGAGUACAUUCAGAAGUUGAUGCCCCCUCUUAUUGCUAAGUGGAAUGAGCUGAAGGACGAAGACAAGGAUCUUUUCCCGCUACUUGAGUGUCUGUCGUCGGUCGCCACCGCCCUGCAGAGCGGGUUCCUGCCUUACUGCGAGCCGGUCUAUCAGCGCUGCGUCACGCUAGUCCAGAAGACGCUAGCUCAGGCCAUGAUGUACAACCAGCAUCCAGACCAGUAUGAGGCUCCUGAUAAGGACUUCAUGAUCGUGGCUCUGGAUCUGCUGAGCGGCCUGGCCGAGGGUCUGGGGGGCCACGUGGAGCAGCUGGUGGCUCGAUCCAACAUCAUGACCCUGCUGUUCCAGUGCAUGCAGGACACGAUGCCUGAGGUGAGGCAAAGCUCCUUUGCUCUGCUGGGUGAUCUAACCAAGGCGUGUUUCCUCCACGUGAAGCCCUGCAUCGCUGAGUUCAUGCCCAUCCUCGGCCUCAACCUGAACCCAGAGUUCAUCUCGGUGUGUAACAACGCCACCUGGGCCAUUGGAGAGAUCUCCAUGCAGAUGGGCACAGGUGUCAAGCAGCAGACAGGCAGCUGUCCAGGUGCAGAGAUGCAGCCGUAUGUGGGCAUGGUGCUGCCACACCUGGUGGAGAUCAUCAACAGACCCAACACACCCAAGACCCUGCUGGAAAACACAGCCAUUACGAUCGGCCGACUGGGCUUCGUCUGUCCCCAGGAAGUAGCACCACAGCUGCAGCAUUUUAUCAGACCAUGGUGCACGUCGUUGAGGAACAUCAGAGAUAACGAGGAGAAGGACUCAGCUUUCCGGGGAAUCUGCGUUAUGAUCGGCGUGAACCCUGCAGGAGUCGUUCAGGACUUCAUUUUCUUCUGUGACGCUGUGGCCUCCUGGGUGAACCCCAAGGAUGACCUGAGAGACAUGUUUUAUAAGAUCCUGCACGGCUUCAAGGAUCAGGUCGGAGAGGAGAACUGGCAGCAGUUCUCUGAGCAGUUCCCUCCUCUGUUGAAGGAGCGCCUGUCGGCCUGCUACGGUGUCUAACCCGACGCCCUCCUCGGUCCACGCAGGACGCUGACCUGUUAGGUUGUGAAGGGGAGGGUACCAGGGGAACUCAUUGCACUGCCCAGAUCGUGGGGAGAAACUAGAGCUGGAGGGAUGUGAACCCUCCACUCUGCGGAUGGCCUCCUUUCCCCCCGCGCCCUGUUUGUCUCUGUGAGGGAGGGUGGGAGGAGGGUGGUGGGUGUGGGAGGGUAAACUGGGGAUAUAUACAUAUACCUCUCGGAUUAAACGCCUCACUAAAUCCAACACGCUCAAAAGUGACUUUCGCCAACAGCACCGCAGGGAUCCUAGGUAGGCGAGGGGCAAAAAACGGGGGCAGAGUUCGACCUCCCCCUCCUCGAUUUGAUUAUUUGAUAGAUGACGGCUGGGAGGGGAGGGGGGUGGCAGAUAGGUGCAUAACAAGGAAUUAUCCGAACCAGCAUAGGGUGCCACAGUCCCAAACACCACCUGUAGGCUUGUGCCAGAGGCUAAACAUAAACUUUACUCUGUAACUAAAGUGCACAAGAUUUAUUUGCACCUUUUACUGCAUCACAUACAUGGGUCUUUAUUUUCCAUAUGUACAUUUAGCUGAAUUUACUUUCCUUCCUCUUCCCUUGGUUGCUGAAUUCCUGUUUCUUUUCCCCCUCAUCAGAGGCAAAACAAACAAAAAAAGGUGCAGUACGUCUUUUCCUUUCCUCACCACCGCAGUAUCAGAACAUUGCAUGGUUUAUGAUCACCUCUUAGUGACGCAUGUUUGAGUGAAUGUUAGUAAUCGUCGUCGGUUUGGGGAGGCUGCCAUAAAUUCGAAGCUGCCAGGUGCUCGGUUGUUUCGUCCUCCCGUUCUUGUGUGUCGUCUAAUCAGUGGAGUUUAAUGAAGGCAGAUUGAUGCAGGACUCAGCGUGAUUGUUUGGAGACACUGCAGCAAGAGUUCAAAUACUGUAGGCAGAAUCAUAUUCGCUGCUUCUUCUUCUCUUUUUUUAAUAUUUACACAAACGGACGUAAUGAGAGCGAUAAGACAUCACCAAGAAUGAAUUGGUUCUUUCUGGUAUAAAUGCACUUUUUUUCUUUUUGUAAUAAAUUUAGAAUUUCUAAUGUUAAGACGUACAGUAAUAUACUGAACUGAGCUCUAGGUUUUUUUGAUAAGUGAUUUUAGGACUGUUAACGGCUUGCUAACGUAAGCGUAAUGAUAAUGUUAAGCAGUGGUAAAAGUGACUCGGUAAGACCUGAGGCCUCUUAACGUAGUUUUAUAAUGUAGCUCCUUUAAAAUGGACUGAAUAGGAUUUAAGAAGAGGGAGGCGUCUUAAUGACGGUGUUCUGCUGCCUCCGUCGGUCCAUAUCUGUCUGAGGACGUCGUUUUCAUCCAACAUCGAGGCUUCUGCUCGUCAUGAACAUUGCAUGCUUUCUGACAGGUCUUUGUUCCUUUUAGACAUUUUUCUAACGGAUCUCUCGGGGGGGAUCCACCUUUAAGAGCUUUGUCGAUGGCACUGCACCUCGCUGCUGGACUAAUAAGGUACUCCUCCAGCUUCUGAUCAAACUAGUGAUUGUCGUUGCCAUAUAUACACCCGUCGAUACUGUGUAGGAAAUGCCUGGGAAUACGCCGAGUCCUAAUAGUUCUCCCCUGACAGAGGGAGCGGGGGUCUUUAUUCAGCUUUAUCUUUUAGUCUCUGUCCACAGUGGACGGUUGUAUGGCUGUCUGCCUGUCGGUGUUUUACUGUUAAGGUGUUUCCAGGAGUACUACUUAGACAUAAUUUCGCACCGGCCCUGCUCUAGAGUCAUGUUUGGGGGUAUAUUAGUCGUGCCUGUUGAUGUGGCCGCUGAGUACCAACACUUUCCUGCCGGUUGACGGUUCGUCAGGAUGCGAGCAGCUCUUAGGAUGAACACUCAGAUCUCAGAAGCAUUAAUAUCUGCAGGUAUCUCUGGAUCAUGUAUUAGAUGAGUUAAGCUUUAAGAGGAGACACUACAGGUGACUGAGGUUUAACUUCACCAGGUGGUUACUCACAAGAACACUUUUUUAUUUUAAUUUUGUAGAGCACAUUUCCGGAGUGCAAUGGGGCGUACGUUUGGAUAUCGACACUGGAUACAAUCACAAUUCCUGUUUCAUUUUGUUGAUGUAGUUCUUGCAAAUCCACUUUUUUUUGCGUUUUUAGGGAUGAGAUGUUCCAUAAGGCUGAUUUAUGAACAAACCUCCAGUAGAAACCAUCAGAAUAUAGAUGAGGUUUAUGAUUUAGAAUUGAAAUCUGCAGAUGCAAAUACACAAAAUGUACUAAACUACACACCUAGAUGUGUGUUGGAUGUUUUCUCUGAACUAAUCUCCCCGUGCAUGGAGGAAAGAGGACAUAUUUUUGCCUGUAGUGUCUCUUUUAAAAUGAACUAACAUGGAUUUAGUUAGUUGCUGAUGAGUUUUUGGAUCUUUAACCACUUGUGUGAGCAGCAACGCUCCGCUGUGAUCGCAUCCUGUUCAGGUUAGCUGGUGGGGACGUGUUGAGAUGCGAGGCGGCCGCUCAGCCAUCAGACUGUUUGAAGCAGCGACUCGUGAAGCCUUCAGUACGACGUUUAGGAUGGAGCUCUGUGCCGCAGAGGAUUGGUCAAAAGAAGUCUAGACUCCACUACUUCUCACCACGUUGGGAUAAACGAGCUGUGUACAGAAGGAAAUUUAAAUGCAAAGAUGUCCGUUUUUUUUGUUACUGUUUUUUUUGUUUUAAUGCUCGUGACAGUUUUUUUUAUUUAUUUCGUUUUAUAUUUUAUUUUUUGUGCUCUGGCGCACAAAUUUUUUUGGACUUUAAAAGUUUUUUCUUUCCUUUUUAUUCUUUUUAUUUAAAGAACCAUUUGUUUUCGUUGUUUUAUAGCGGACCAUCUGAUUAUGUCAGGUUUGACGUGGUUGGACUGAAGGCGAGUCGGCGCUUGGUGCAAACCGUAGGGAAGAAUGUGGAAAACAAAUUCAUGACUUUGUUUCAAUCUAUCAAGGCUGCCAGUUGACUUUAAUGUAGUACCUUUUUUUUUUUUUUUUUUUGCUGAUCCGUGGUGCAGGUGGGAUGUAAUCUGAUGUAUCCCUUUUUAUUUAAUUUUUGUGAAUAGGGGAAAAUAAAAGUUUUUCUAUUAAGCUUGGUGUCGACUGAAUGUUUUCUGUGUGGUCAUCAGUAUGUUGGAAACCUGAAAUAAAACCAUAUAGCGUC
Messenger RNA from Acanthochromis polyacanthus (spiny chromis), 6003 nucleotides. Its product is annotated as transportin-2-like. Gene Ontology annotation, biological process: protein import into nucleus. Lineage: Eukaryota; Metazoa; Chordata; Actinopteri; Pomacentridae. Gene Ontology annotation, molecular function: nuclear import signal receptor activity; small GTPase binding. Gene Ontology annotation, cellular component: cytoplasm; nucleus. The record is from RefSeq and is a predicted model, not a curated record. Bases 128 to 2833 code for a protein of 901 amino acids. The transcript has 26 exons.